Symbiodinium sp. CCMP2456 is the source of this 4491-nucleotide messenger RNA. NCBI's taxonomy places the organism in Eukaryota, Dinophyceae, Suessiales, Symbiodiniaceae. The record is from the annotation of a GenBank genome assembly.
AUGCUGUUGAGACCGCCAGUGCUUCUUGGAGUUUCCUCGCCUGGUCUCAUUUCGGACGUUGACCGCAGAGACCCUGUCCGUGCAUUCGGCAAGCCUCGCUCCACAUCCAGGUCUUCUAUUCUGGUCGGCUGUAUUGCUGCAGUUGGAGUCGCUGCUGACAGCGGGAGGAGACGACUGGUUGUGAGGCGAGCGAUGGGAAGGCCCGGGCUGGAGUCUGCCCGACUUGAGCUCUACAAAAUGGGAUCGCGACUGGAACGCGAUCUCGUGCCAUUCCUGCAGAAGGAUGUUCGCCAGAUCCUGGGUGGAGUUCGGGUGAACAUACCGAACAAAACCAAGGGACAGAGCAAGGAUCUCCUAUCCUCAGCUCGAGCGAUCUUAGGCAAAAUCUCCAAGGCUGAUGUCUGUCUUCACUACAGCCUCAAGAACAUGCCGGCUGGUGUCCGACCCUUUCGUGAAUUUCUGCUUGAAGCUGCAGAUGUGGGUGUUCAGGCUGUGCUGCUCGUAUCGGGUACCGGGAAGAAGCCGAAGCGUGAUGCGGUGAGCUGCUUGCGCGAGCUCGCUGCCGACCUGCGCGAAAGCCAGCUGAAACUCCCACGCCUGGGCGUUGCGUUCAGCCCCUUUGAAGAUCCUGAGAUCGAGCAGGCACGCUUGAAGGACAAGUUGUCUUCCGGCCUGGUAGAUUCAAUCUGGCUGCAGAUUGGCUCUGACUUGGAGGCUCUGCGUGCUGGCCUGGAGUUUCUUCGGGAUGCAGCGGGUGACAUCAGAAUUUACGGCUCUGUCUUCGUGCCAUCGCGGCAGCUUCUGAGCAGGUUCCGCGAGCGCCCAUGGGCCGGCGUCGAUCUGACCCCCAACAGCUAUCUGGAGUCUUUGGAGAAUGCCGGGAAUGUGACCCAGCAGAUCUUAGAGUUGUAUUCCGAGUUCGGUGUGCUGCCACUGGUGGAGAGCCCUGUGGAAAAUGCCUCUGCGCUCCGAAGCAUGAGGGCUUUGUUCCGAGAUCCACAGGACAGCCUUCUAAGCAGCCAGGUGUCGCCAGGAGCCCCUAAGGCGGCCCUGGCUGCAGACGACACUCGGAGCGAAGGUUUGGCCCUCAUGUGGUUUCGUGUGGACCUGAGAGUGCACGACAACCCUGCCCUGACCGCCGCAGCGCGGCACCCUGAGCUUCUCCCUCUCUACAUCGCAGAGGAGGAAGUGGGGGGAGCGGCCCAGGUCUGGCUGAAGGAGUCAUUGAAAGCCUUAUCAGCGACUUUGGAGAGCAUGGGCUCGAGGCUUUGCUUGCGUCGUGGGGACGUCACUGAGGAGCUGACAUCUCUCUGCCGGCAGCUGAAUGUCAGAGCCGUCUAUUUCAAUCGUCGAUAUGAGCCGUGGUUGAAGGAAGCAGACGACCGAAUCUCCAGCGAGCUGCAGCAGAUGGGCGUGUCCGUGCAUAGCUUUGAGAGCUACUUGCUCUACGAACCAGAGAGCAUCUCGAUGAACAGUGGCUUUCACCACGGCCAUUGGGGAACCUUGCUGCCUUUCUUAGGGGCCUGCCGAAGACUCGGACAGCCCCGCAAGCCUCUACCCAAGCCGGCGACACUUCCAUCGAGCCCCGAGCUGGCCAAAGAAAUCACACAACCCCUGGAGGAACUCCAGCUCGCCAAAAUCCCACCUGGCAUAGAGGAUUGGAGUGCCCCUAUACGCGAAGCAUGGGACUUUGGCGAAGAUGCCGCACUCUCCCAGAUGCAGUCCUUCGUGCUGGGGCCGCGCCUGGAGAACUAUGAGAAGCAACGGAGCCGGGCAGACCUGGAAGAGAAUCCCAACUCACGCUUAUCGCCCUACCUCCGAUGGGGCCAGCUCUCUCCUCACGAUCUCUAUUGGGCGGUAAAGGGGACGGGACUUCAAGAAAAGGACGUGAAGACCUUUGAGCGCAGGCUCUUCUGGAGAGAGCUCGCGUACUUUCACUAUAUGGUGUUCCCUAAAAUGCGCCAUGAGCCGAUCCGGUCGAGCUACAAAGACAUCAGCUGGAGCCAAGACAUGCAGCUGCUCAAGAAGUGGCAGAAGGGCUCAACCGGAUAUCCACUGGUCGAUGCUGCUAUGAGGGAGCUCUGGAAGACUGGUUGGUGUCAACAAAACAUGCGGAUGGUAGUGGCCUCUUUCUUGGUUGAAUACUGCAACAUCGACUGGGUCAAGGGUGCUGAGUGGUACGAGGACACUUUGGUGGACGCAGACAUUGCGAUCAACAGCAUGAUGUGGCAAAAUGCUGGACGUUCUGGCAUUGAUCAAUGGAAUUUCGUUAUCUCUCCUGAAGGUGGAUCCCAGGACCCUUCGGGUGCCUACGUCCGACGCUGGGUGCCUGAACUGCAGAAGCUGCCAAGACGAUUUCUUCACAAGCCAUGGGAGGCACCAGCGGACGUCUUAACAGCAGCCGGUGUUGUCCUAGGCGAGACCUACCCUUUUCGGUGUGUUUCAGAUUUGAAGGGCGCACGGCAGCUUUCCGCGGAUGCCGUGCUGAACAUGCGCCGUGGAAUCAUGAACAGCACUUGGAACGAUGCUGAGGGUUACGACGUCAUCAGCCUCCCUGGCGGAGAGCUGACCAAAGUCUUCACGAGAAGGGAGUUCCGGCUGCCAAAGCUUCCCGGGCCAGCCCAUCGAGACAUCGUCAGCCCGGACGCUUCAGGCGCCACGCUGGAAGCAGGAUCUGAGAGCACUCGGCGCCGAGGCAGUGUGGGGAAUAGCGCGGAUGCUAUGCGAUUUCUGUGCGAGUUCGUCGAAAAGGAGGAAGCACGUCUUGGGCUUGGCCUCUCUCCUACCAGGCCAUCUCCGUCGGGUGCUCCCCAAAGUUGGACAAAAAUGGCCGGAAGGGUGGACCCAGGUCUUGAGCAGUUGUCAGCGGUGAAGGUUGCUUUACAGAAGCAGGACAAGAUUUGUUCUGCAGCAUGUGCACCCGCCAUGACAAAAUCCGAAGUGGAUGACGUGCCCCGUGACCUGGAGGGCAACUUCCUCGCAAAGAAAGAGUGGCAGUAUCCUUUAGAGCAGAGAUCAGGGUGGCUGCCGUCAGCUGCACAGGAAAUGGCAGACAACCACCCCUGGACUCGCCGUGCAGUAGAGAAGAAUCCGCGUUUCCCAGGCUACGUUCCACCGGAAGCCUUGUUCUGCUGGACAGAGUCUGACUUCGCCAGCUACAUCAACAGCGGUGGCUUCGUGAAGCCGAAGCUGAAGUGUCAGUACUAUCUCUCCCCUGAGAACCCGCAGACGAUCGUGGACUUGCUGGAGCCCAUCCUCAGUGAGCUCAACUGGACCUGCACCGUCGAUUCCCAUUCCGGCCGAGAGGAGAGCUUGGCCCAGGUAACGGACUACAUGGGUAUGCCGGUGCCACGGCUGAAGAAGCAGGAUGAUGGCAGCUUGGAGGUGCUGAAACCAAGCGAAGAGGUCGCCCCAGUGUUCAUCUGGGAAGCCAGCCGGAACUUGAUCGACCAUGGGCCCACCCUCAAGUUCCGAGGGCUGGUCAAUCGGCUAAGCGGCGUCAACAUGUUCACCAAGGUGGGCAUGUUGGAGCUCAUCCGGGAGCGAUGCAUUGAAAGGGACAUCCCAAUUAAUUUUCCACCACCGUGGUAUCCUUUGACCUUCGCUCUCCCGGAUGACCUGGAGCAGUGGAAGCGACACGCAGAGGCGAAUCCACACAAGAAAUGGAUCUACAAGCCGAGCUGUGAGGCGAUGGGCAGAGGCAUCAUCCUGGUGAACAAGAUCUCCGAUGUGGACUCUAAAGAGAAGCCCUUUCGAACAAGGUGCAAGAAUGUCGAGGUCUUCGAUCCGAACGAGCCACCACUCAAGGAGAGGAACUUUGCCAAUGUCGGCAUCAUUCAGGAGUACAUGGUGAACCCGAUGCUUCUGGAGAACCGGAAGUUCGCCAUCCGGGUCUACAUGUUGGUAGCUCGAACCAAACCGCUUCUCACGUUCCAUUACAAUUUUGGUUACGUGAAACGCUGUGGAGAGUUUUAUGACGAAAAUAAAUUCAACCGCGAAGACUUGUUCCGACACAUCACAGAGCAGGAGUUUCAGAAGAAGCAAGAUGACUUCGGCGGCUCUGCAGCUUCGCAGCUCAUGUCCAUCGAGGACCUGGACAAAUAUCUGCAGGAGCAGUAUGGUAUUCCUGCGUUCAGGCUCAACUUUUGGCAACAAGUCAAAGCGAUUUGUAUGGAGGUUAACCUCGGCAUGAAGGAGGGCAUCGCCGAAAAGGCGAAGGUUGGACAAUUCGAGAUCUUCGGCCUGGACAUCAUCGUUGAUGCCGACCAGCGUCUGUACCUGCUGGAAGCAAACAGAGAUCCCUCUUGGGUCUUGGAUACGCAGGUGAAGAAAGCGAUUAUUCCUGACAUGAUUCGCGAGAUGAUGGAGGUCGUUCUUUGGGCGCACAGCGACGAAGGGAAGAACAAAGAAGCCAUGCUUCAUUCCCCCAUGCGGGGCUUCGAGGUGCUGAUCGAUGAGGCAUUUGACUUUCAAGCCGUUGAUGUCGAAUGA